Helobdella robusta is the source of this 2215-nucleotide messenger RNA. RefSeq lists its product as hypothetical. The coding region runs from base 1 to 1473 and encodes 490 amino acids. The record is from RefSeq and is a predicted model, not a curated record. Gene Ontology annotation, biological process: purine nucleobase biosynthetic process; purine nucleotide biosynthetic process. Lineage: Eukaryota; Metazoa; Annelida; Clitellata; Rhynchobdellida; Glossiphoniidae. The transcript is spliced from 11 exons. Gene Ontology annotation, molecular function: amidophosphoribosyltransferase activity.
AUGGAGGAAGCAUGUGGUGUGUUUGGAUGCAUCUCCAGAAGCAUAAAUGUUGCUGACACGAUAGCCGUUGGUUUGACAGGCUUACAACAUAGAGGUCAAGAGAGUGCAGGAAUUGUUAUGAGUUCUGGCACAGAUGACAGUUAUGUAGAGCACAAAGGCAUGGGACUUGUUGAACAUGUUUUUAAAGAUAACUUGCUCAAACUUCAGGGCCAUAUUGGAUUAGGCCACACUAGAUAUUCAACUGUUGGUGUGUCGAGCAUCAUUAACUGUCAACCUUUUGUUGUUCAAUCUAGUCUGGGCAAGAUUGCAGUUGCUCACAAUGGCGAACUUGUUGAAGCCAAAAAGCUCAGGAAAGAGGUGCUGGAUAUGGGAACAGGACUAACCACUAAUUCUGAUUCCGAAGUUAUAACUCAAAUUUUGUGCCAUCCUCCAAAAGUUUUAAAUGAUGGCCAUGAGUGGCUGGAUAGAAUAAAAGAAUUUAUGAGUCGUUCAUUAAUCUCGUACUCUCUGGUCAUCAUGCACGACAACAAAUUGUAUGCAGCACGAGAUCCAUUCGGAAACAGACCUCUAUGCAUAGGAAAGAUCAAACAAAGGAACGUGUUGAAGGGGGAGGGAGAUGAAAAGAAGGAAGAAGUAAUAGGCUGGGUUGUUUCAUCCGAGACGUGCCCUUUUAAAUCUGUUGGAGCUGAAUUGGAGAGAUUUGUCAAACCAGGUGAAAUUGUUGAGAUAUCGCUGACUGGUUAUAAAAUAUUACACACUGCACAAAGACCAGAAAACAAACGCCCUGCUUUCUGCAUCUUUGAAUAUGUCUACUUCUCAAGACCAGAUAGUUUUCUGGAAGGACAGCUAGUCCAUUUUGUGAGAGAAAGAUGUGGUGAGACAUUGGCUGUUGAGCACCCAGUGGUAGGAAUAGAUGAUGAGAAAGAUGAUUGGGUGGUCAGCACCGUUCCAGAAUCUGCCACACCUGCGGCUAUUGGGUACGCGAAAAAACUGAAAGUGCAGUAUGCCGAGGUUCUGUGCAAGAAUCGCUACGUUGGAAGAAGUUUUAUUCAGCCAACUCUGAACCUUCGACAAAGAACAGUGUCGAUGAAAUAUGGAGUGCUGGAAGAUCACGUCAAGAACAAAAAAAUUGUUUUGGUGGAUGAUUCUAUUGUGAGGGGAACAACCAUCACUCCUAUUGUUCAGUUACUCAGAAAGUCUGGAGCUCUCGAGGUGCACAUCCGUGUGGCAUCGCCACCCAUCAAAUAUCCCUGCUACAUGGGCAUCAAUAUUCCCACCACUAACGAACUCAUAGCCAACAAGUGUUCAGCUGAUGAACUUGCCAAACAUAUCGGUGCAGACAGUGUUAAGUACAUAAGUUUGAAAGGUCUGGAAGACUCCGUAAGACCGGAGAAGAGACAGGAUUAUGAUGGCGGAUAUUGUACCGCUUGUCUCAGUAAUGUUUAUCCUGUUGAAAUUGAAGAUCUUGUCUGAAUGUUUCACUUGAUCUCUACUUGUAUACAUUUUUUUCUAUUUGUAUGCUUUAAACUUAUUUUUUAGUUGGUUGUACUUAUCCUUGGCUGUUCCUAUUUAAUAUCAAUUUCAACUAAUGAUUAGAUCAAAAUUAAUUGUUCAAAAAAUUGAUUUUAUUCGUUAUAAUCAGAUAUUCUAUUAAAGAUUGCCCGUUAAUUGAUGAUUCGUGUUAAAGAAUGUACUUGUCUUGUUAAGACUUACGUAUUUUCAAUUGCACUGAUUUGUAUAAAUUUCUUUAGUUUAUUGGUGUAAUUAAUCUAGUGAGUUUGCAGUGUGGUUACUGUCUACCUGCGUGUGUUUGUAGGUUGUACAGAAUUUGUUGAACAUGCAUCUAUCAUUUUGUCUAACAUUUCUUCAUGACCUUUCCAAAUUAGACAAUUUUACUUUUAUUUUCAGGUUACUGAAUUAAUUUCAGUUUUUUGUAAAUGUACUUUGUUCGUGCAACUGAAAUAAUUUCCUAAUUAAAUAGGAAUUUUUAACCUUAUAGUUUGACAGUUGUUUAUGUUAGAUGACUGCUAAUGCAUUUUAUAUUAGUUUAAACAUUUUAAUGUGUGAACCUUAGCGAAUGAGCUGUUUUAUGAUGAUAGUUUUAUGUUUGCAUUGCUUCUGAAUUCUACUAUUUGAAGUUAUAACUUUUAUCUUGAGUUUUUAAAGUUUGUAUUAUUUGAAUAUGGUUUUAUUAAAAUUUUUAAAUUUACCAAAA